Messenger RNA from Loxodonta africana (African savanna elephant), 3173 nucleotides. RefSeq names its product sperm acrosome developmental regulator (gene SPACDR). The coding region runs from base 1293 to 1991 and encodes 232 amino acids. The record is from RefSeq and is a predicted model, not a curated record. The transcript is spliced from 3 exons. Lineage: Eukaryota; Metazoa; Chordata; Mammalia; Proboscidea; Elephantidae.
AAUGUGGCUGGCAGAGAUGGAGAUGCAGGAACAGGGAGCCAGCAGCUCCGGGUCCUGGGAAGGGACGGGAGGAGAGGCAGAGGAGGGGGGGUCUGCCCACGUGCUGAGGGGGGAGAGGGAAACAAUGAGGCCUUUGGUGAUUGUGCAGGAUCCACCCCCAGCUUCCCAGCGUGUCCCCUCUGCGGGCUGGAUCCGGGUGGCUGCUUGGGGGCGGGGCGAGGGACCCUGAAUAGGCUGCUUGUCUUGGGGCUGGGUGUAGGCCAGGCUCCCUGGGCACAUGGUGCCCUCGCCAGGAUUGGCUGGCCCCCGUGGCUUCCACCCUCAGCUGGCUGAGGACAGGCCCUGUGGGUGAGCAGGCCCCUCCCCGGAGGGCCUUGGCUCUAGUCCCAGGACCUCCCUGCUCUCCCCUUUGCCUAGGUGGCAGUAGAGGCAGGUGGGGAGAAGGACCCCAUCUAGUGGGGAAGAGGAGGAAAGCAGCAGCUCUGCCUUAGAAGGACCCUGGGAAUGUGCAGAAGGGACCCAUACUGGAGGGAACUGGGACAAAGCUGAACCCCUGGAGACGGACCUGUCCUAUAGCUCCCUAGAUUUAUGACCUGGAACAGGUUUUUUUGUUUUUCCAAAUCUCAGAUUAUCAGUAAAAUGACACUGACGGUGAUACCUCCCCUGAAAGGCUGUUGUGAGGAUUACACGACAUAAAAAAACCCAAACCAAACCUGUUGCUGUCUAGUCGAUUCUGAUUCAUAGUGACCCUAUAGGACAGAGUAGAACUGCCCCAUAGAGUUUCCAAGGAGAGCCUUGUGGAUUCGAACUGUCAACCUUUUGGUUAGCAGCCGUAGCUCUUAACCACUACGCCACCAGGGUUUCCAUUUACAUGACAUAAUAUGUGGAAAAUGCUUAGCACAUAACACUCGGUAAUGUUAGUUUCUCUUCUGUGAAUAUGGGGAAAGAAGAGUGAAAGGGCGUAAGGGAUUGGCUUCCUAGGUCUUGAAAGGUCCUCGGGGGUUGGGGUCGAGGCCAAGCAGGCUCUCACAAUGGUCUAGAACUCUUCUUCACUCUAGGUUCUCAUCCACUUUUGACUCCUCUCCCUGUCCCAGGGAGGGGAGGAAAGGCCUAGAAUGAAUCAUUGGAGGAAGAUCUCCCCCAGAUUCCCUAUUUCUUUCUUCACUGCUGUGCUUGAAGCUCCUCAGUUCCUACAAGACCACUUGGGUGGUGGCCACUGACCUGAAGCCUGUGCCCCGCCUGUACCAACUGUUGGCUCUGCCCCCUAUUUCGGGGUCAUCAUAUCAGGAGAGAUGGCUGUGGUCGUAAAGUUCUUCCGAUGGGUUUGGCGAAAGAUUUCUUGCUGGAUUUUGUCUUGGAGAAAGAAAGCUAAGUUGUCCGUCCUCGAACACGCUGACUCCACGAAAAAUGUGUUGAAAAGAAUGGAGAAGCCCCUGAAAAUGGCUGAGCCUUCUCAGAUGGUUGAGACCCCCAAAGAAGUCAAGCCCCCCAAAGAGGCUAAGCCCCUCAAGAUGGAUGAGUUUUUCAAGAUGGAUGAAUCCCUCAAGGUGGACGAGUUCCCCAAGAAGGAUGAGUUCCCCGAGACGGAUGAAUCCCCCAAAGUGUCUGAGCCCUGUUUGUUGGCCGAGACAACAGGUGGAACGGAGCUGGGCCAUAGGGGCCGAUCCCUGCUGCGACUGCCCCAGACAGCCGCCCAGUCUGUCUCCACACUCAUGGUUUCAGCUCUGCAGACUGGCUGGCAGAUGUGCUCUUGGAAGUCAUCUGCGAGUUCUGCCUCAGUUGCCUCCCAAAUAAAGACUGGGUCCCCUUUGGAGUCACCAGAGGCUGAGAUGCUUCGAGAAGUGUACCUGGUGCUGUGGGCCAUUCGGAAACAACUGCGUCAGUUGGCCCGCAGGCAGGAGAGACGGAGACGGCGCCACAUCCGGACCCACACAGGCCACCAACCUGACCCAGUUAUGGGCCCGAAACAGGAUGCCCAAAGCCCCCUCUAGGGGUCAUCCCCAGACCCUCAGAAAGCCCCCACCUCACUGUCAGGUGAGGUUGAUGGGAGGGAUCAGGGCAGCAGGCCAAGAGAUGUGGGUCAGGAGAAAUUUUCAUGUCUCCUCUGAUCGGGAGCCCAAGGCCAGGCCUGGGGUCCCACAUACUCCCCUUCAUUUCAUUUAUUCAAUUUGUAAAAAAUUAUCAAAAAUAUUGGGAAAUAAAUAUCAGAUAUUUCUGAGUAGAUCUGGAGUGUGUUUGUGGAUGGCCAGAGGCAAUGAGGGGAGCUUGCAUGGGUCAAGGAAUGGGACAGGAAGGGGCACCUGAGGUGGGAACCCAACUCUGUGGGAGUAACCUGUGGGUCUAGGGAAGGGGCAGGAUCAACAGGUUCCAGCUCUAGGUCCCCCCACACUUCUAGGGGCUCAAUUGCCUUUGGCAACUCCGCCAGGCUAAUAGCUAUAGCAAUCAAACAAAAAAACCAAACCAGCUGCCUCUGAGUAAGUUAGGACUCAUGGUGACUCCAUGUGUGUCAGUACAGAACUGUGCUCCAUACGGUAUUCAAUGGGUGAUUUUUCAGAAAUAGAUCGACAGGCCUUUCUUCCGAAGUACCUCUGGGCCGACUCCAAGCUCCUAGUACCCACUAAAAAAACCCACUGCUGCCAGUCCAUUCCGAUUCAUAGCGACCCCGCAGGGUUUCUAAGACUGUCAGUCUUUACUGAAACGACUGCCACAUCUUUCUCCUGCGGAGCCGCUGGUGGUUUCACCUUUCUGUUAGGUUGGCAGUCGAGCGCUCUAACCACUGCACCACCAGGGCUCCAAAAGGUUAGUACCAAAAAACUAAAACAGCACCCUUUUAUUGAGGACCUGCUGUGUAUUAGGUCCCGAGCCAGCAGCUCUGCCUAACAAUCCUACAAGGAAGGUAUUUACAAUGGGUCACUUGAGACUGGGAAAAUUAUGUGACUUAUCAAAGGCUGGAAACCGCCAGCCUCCAAAAGCCAGCGCACAGCUCUGUGUCUCCCGCGCACUUGGGCUUGGUCGUCCCAAGGCUCAGUGCGACCGAAGACGCAUAUCAGGGUCACUAAGAAGUUAAGUGUUAGCGAGGAACUCAGACUCUGCCCACCCUCGCCUCUUCCGAGAGCGUUCGAAAACUACACCUCCCAGGGUUCACGACGCGGUGCGCGCACGGAGACUGCCCA